Messenger RNA from Papaver somniferum (opium poppy), 987 nucleotides. RefSeq lists its product as uncharacterized. Lineage: Eukaryota; Viridiplantae; Streptophyta; Magnoliopsida; Ranunculales; Papaveraceae. The record is from RefSeq and is a predicted model, not a curated record. Bases 1 to 987 code for a protein of 328 amino acids. The transcript has 3 exons.
AUGAAUAGUGUAGUUACGAAGUUUAAUCAACUUGGUAGAAACGAGGAUAACACUCGAUUUCAGUCAGCAGUUAAUAAGUUGUCUGUUUUCAGACAAUCCGGUGAAUUUCAAGGUAAGAAACGUGUGGCAUCGUUUUCAGAGGAAGAGUUCCAACAAAUGAAAUUGGAUGUUCUCAAGAAUUGUGAUGAAGUGCACCAAUAUGAGGAAGAACACAAAUCUAUGCUUGAAGGAACUAGCCACGCACAUAGAAAACACACAGAAGAAUUUCCUAGAUGGUUUGAACGUAAAAUUUACCAACUGCACAAAGAGACCAGUCAGGUGAGUGAAGAACUAUUAUCAUUGGCCGGAGGUCCUUGCCGAGAAGCUCUGUCUUUCAACAUUUACACGGUCAAUGGGUACCGCUUUCAGACAAAACGUUGGGAGCAGGGAAGAACGACACAAAACGCUGGAGUAUGUGUAACCAUCGAGAAGGAUUAUUUUGGAGUGCUAACUGAUAUUAUAGAGUUGAGGUAUGUGGGUGGAUUCCGUGUUGUUCUUUUCAAAUGUGAUUGGCGGGAUGUAGAUAGUGAUAGGGGAUGCAGGAAAGAUAAACAUGGAGUUGUUACUGCUGUUAAUAGAACCGUAAGUUGUUGGCAAGAUGAACCUUAUGUGUUACCUUCUCAAGUAUCACAAGUUAUGUAUGUGAAUGAAGGAGAGGAGUCCCAGUGGCAGACAGUGAUAAAACUAAAACCUCGGAACUAUUAUGAUAUGCCGGUGCGUGAUAUUAAUACAGAUUUGAGUCCUAGUGAAGCAGCACAGGAUUUGUACUCGGCUUAUUCUAUGGAAGAUGUACAACUUGAACCGCAGCAGGAUGAUGAUGACAAUUUUGUUUGGGAUAGGUGUGAUGUUCCGGAAGAAACCGUCACUUACGUUGCGCCAGAACAAGGACGAGGGAAAGCUGUCGAUGAAGAUGAUGCUGAUGUUGAAAGUGUUUAUACUACUAGAUGA